UUACCUCGGUGGGUAUAUGUGGCUCAUUCGUUUGAAUUAAUAAUUAUAAUUAUAAUAAAUAAGACUGUUUAUGGCAUUUCUAGUUUUGUUAAAAAUUGAUUGUGUAAUUAAGACUCAUCCAUCGAACGCUAAAUAAAAAAAAGUACCUAGCAGAUUAGGAAGAAACAAUUUACGAAAUCGCUACUUAAGGAAUAAAAAAACCGCUUCAGACUAGUGAAUACAAAAACGAUUUAACUAAACCAUUAUAUAUAAGUACCUGAAUAACAGCUGCAGAAGGUUGAUUAUAUUUAUAAUUGGUAUUUUAAGCGGUGCAGCAGAUAGGUAGGUACAUUGCAAAAUAAGUAACAAAUGUUUGAUCUCAGGCCAAUUUAUUCCUUCAUGUGACGACUAAUCAAUGUGAUAAGAUCAGCUCUCAAAGUCGUGUUAUACCAGAGCACAGCAGCUGGUAAUUUAAGAAAGUGCCAAAGAUGGCUACUAUCUUCAAAAAAUUCGCCAUCACAGGAGUAACAGGGACUCUUGGAGCUGGUCUUGCCGCUUAUUACCUUCUCAAAGAAGAAAGCGAUUUCAGAUGGAAAACAGUUAAAGCACAACAAGCAAUCAAAAAGACAAAACGUCCCCUACCUCCACGUAGCGAACAAAUUACAUCAUUGCAAAAUCAAAGUUUUGAUGUUGUAAUAAUUGGUGGAGGUGCCACUGGUGCAGGAUGUGCCUUAGACUCGGUAACAAGAGGAUUAAGGACUGCUUUAAUCGAAGCCGAUGAUUUUGCGAGUGGCACCUCCAGCAGGAGCACGAAACUUAUCCAUGGUGGUGUUCGGUAUUUGCAAAAGGCUAUCAUGCAACUAGAUUAUGAGCAAUACAAGAUGGUAAAGGAGGCCCUACACGAACGAGCUAACAUGUUAAAUUCGGCACCUCAUUUAGCACAUCCGCUUCCCAUAAUGCUUCCAGUGUACCAAUGGUGGCAAAUUCCUUAUUUUUGGUUUGGUAUAAAAAUGUAUGACGUUGUAGCAGGAUCAAAAACAGUAAAAGGGUCCUAUUAUUUAUCGAAGAAGAAUGCUUUAGAACUUUUUCCCAUGCUGCGAGGUGACAAACUUGUUGGAGCUAUUGUAUAUUACGAUGGUCAACAGGAUGAUGCUAGAAUGAACCUAGCAAUUGCUUUAACCGCAGCUCGUCACGGAGCCACGGUGGUAAACCAUGUAACGGUAACUAGCUUAAUUAAAGAUAAAAAUGGUUCCGGUAAGGAAGUGAUAACUGGUGUCAAUGUACGAGACGAAAUAACCGGAAAAGAGUGGCGUGUACCUACCAAGUGUGUUAUAAAUGCAACUGGACCUUUUACAGAUAGUAUUAGAAAAAUGGAUAAUCCUACAAUAAAAGAGAUCUGCUGUCCUAGCAGCGGUGUUCAUAUAGUAUUGCCAGGUUAUUACAGUCCGGAUCAGAUGGGUCUUCUUGACCCUCAAACUAGCGAUGGUAGGGUGAUUUUCUUCCUUCCAUGGCAAAGGCAAACAAUUGCUGGUACAACCGAUUUGCCUUGCAAAGUAACUCAUAACCCGAAACCUACUGAAGACGAAAUUACGUUUAUUUUAGAAGAAGUUAAAAAUUAUUUGAAUCCCGACGUUGAAGUUAGAAGAGGAGAUGUAAUGUCAGCAUGGAGUGGUAUUCGUCCCCUUGUAUCAGACCCUAACAAACCUGAUACUCAAUCUCUAGCCAGGAAUCAUAUCGUUCACGUGAGUGACUCAGGAUUGGUAACGAUCGCAGGAGGAAAAUGGACAACUUACAGGGCAAUGGCUCAAGAAACCAUUGACGCAGCCGUAAAACACUGCAACCUGAAACCGGAAAGGGGUUGCCAGACAGACGGUCUUCUGAUCGAGGGAGCUCACGGAUGGACUCCAACAAUGUACAUCAGAUUAGUACAAGAUUUUGGUCUGGAAUGUGAAGUCGCGCAACACUUGGCAAAAUCUUACGGAGAUAAAGCUUUUGCUGUAGCAAAAUUAGCGUCAUUGACGGGUAAAGAAAUUCUUAAUUUUUUUAAUAUACAAGAAAUAGAUUCAUUCAUAAGAAAAUUUUGUAAUGAACCUAUGUAA
This is a messenger RNA of Agrilus planipennis (emerald ash borer), 2078 nucleotides long. RefSeq names its product glycerol-3-phosphate dehydrogenase, mitochondrial. Bases 468 to 2078 code for a protein of 536 amino acids. Gene Ontology annotation, cellular component: glycerol-3-phosphate dehydrogenase (FAD) complex; mitochondrion. Gene Ontology annotation, biological process: glycerol-3-phosphate metabolic process. Gene Ontology annotation, molecular function: glycerol-3-phosphate dehydrogenase (quinone) activity. The transcript is spliced from 9 exons. Lineage: Eukaryota; Metazoa; Arthropoda; Insecta; Coleoptera; Buprestidae. The record is from RefSeq and is a predicted model, not a curated record.